AUGAUGGCAGACACCAAACGCAAUAGCGUUGCGGGAAAGGUUGCGACACCAAAGUCUGGAGGCAGCCCAGCGAUGCAGCCUCUCCAGGAUCCGUUCGAGUCGCUGGGGAAGGUCAUCGGAGCGAGAGUCAAGAUCACUACCGCUCCCCAUUCACAAACCUACGAGGGCACGCUGUAUACCGCCGACCCGAUAUUGAACAUCGUCGCCAUCAACACGCGAGCAGCAUCCGCCAAUUGCGCAGCACAAGUUGGCGAUUACCACAUCAUACCGUCAUCGACCAUCCGUAACUUCCAGAUCGUUGAUCUCGCACCAGGAGGAGCAGCAGGAGACGCCAGCUUCACAAGCGCAGCGUCAGCGAUCGGACCGAUCGAUCCAAGACAGCUGCAAAAGCGCGAAGAAACUCGCGUUGCGCAGCUCAAGGAGCAAGAGGAAAACAGAGGAAGGGGCGUGUCGAAGGAAGGUCAGGCACUGUUUGAUGCCUUGAAGAGGAUCAACAUGCAGGUCCGAUGGCACAGCCAACAGAUCGUAGUCAACGACAUCGCCAUAGUUCACCCACCCUACGAAGUCAACGACAUCAAGGGCGGCGCUGAGAAGCAAGCCGAAACGGCGAGAAUCAAGAAAAUUGUCGAGGGCGAGAAGAGGAAGCUAAAGGAGAAAGAGGAGAGGGAACGUAAAGCAGCGACACCGACUGGGCCGCGCAAAGGUGGUUGA
Messenger RNA from Fulvia fulva, 711 nucleotides. RefSeq lists its product as uncharacterized. The transcript is spliced from 3 exons. Lineage: Eukaryota; Fungi; Ascomycota; Dothideomycetes; Mycosphaerellales; Mycosphaerellaceae. The record is from RefSeq and is a predicted model, not a curated record. The coding region runs from base 1 to 711 and encodes 236 amino acids.